UCUGCUCAGUCGAGGGGAUUUUGAAAAAGAGUUGGUCGUCUCGAUGUAGGGCAUGCUAUGACCGCUUCAUUACUCCUCCAUUCGCACUGGAUUGACCCGGUGAUGUUUCUCUACGACAACGGCUUGGAUGAAAGAAGCAAGAACAUGGAAGGAUUUACUGGAGGCAAUUUUGCUGCAAACCAGUGCAGGAAUUUGUUAGCGCAUCCAACCUCGCUGGCUCCGAGCACCACCUACACUGCGAGCGAGGUGCCAGUCUCUGGCAUGGGGGAGCCUGGCAAACAAUGCAGCCCCUGUUCGGCCACUCAGAGCUCGCCCAAUGCAUCUUUGCCCUAUGGAUAUUUUGGCAGCAGUUAUUACCCAUGUAGGAUGUCACACGGCAGCGUCAAGGCUUGCGCACAGCCCUCUGGUUAUGGCGAUAAAUACAUGGACUCAUCGGUCUCUGGUGAGGAGUUCUCAACCAGGGCAAAGGAAUUUGCGUUUUAUCAGGGCUACUCCUCUGGUCCUUACCAGCCCAGCUACUUGGACGUUCCUGUUGUUCCUACCCUGAGUGCUCCAUCUGAGCCAAGACAUGAGCCUCUGUUGCCCAUGGAGCCCUACCAGCCAUGGGCCAUCACCAAUGGUUGGAGUGGUCAGGUUUAUUGCACCAAGGAGCAGCCACAGUCAAAUCCUCUGUGGAAAUCCUCGUUACAAGACACUAUAUCUGGUGGGGACAGCUCUAUCCGCCGUGGGAGAAAGAAGCGUGUGCCAUACACCAAGGUGCAGCUCAAGGAACUGGAAAGGGAGUACGGCGCCAAUAAAUUCAUCACCAAGGACAAAAGGAGGAGGAUAUCCGCGCAGACUAAUCUGACGGAGAGACAAGUGACAAUCUGGUUUCAGAACAGGCGCGUAAAGGAGAAGAAAGUCGUGAAUAAAUUCAAGGGCUCCAGUUAGCUCUGGAGAUACUGAAACAGGAGGUGAAGGGCGGACAUGGAUGCGCCUUCAUCCAAAAAACUGUGCUAUAAUUUAUUAUAUUAUAUGAACGGUUUCUCUGUCGCCAGAGCGCCUCUGUUCUGACCUACACAAUUCCUUCCUCACAUUUUAAUUGGAACCAGUCGAUGCGGCCUGUUGACAGAAGAUCGGAAAUGGUUUGCACACGUUGACCAAGGCGAUACUUCGAGGGGAUGCAUGGUCUCCUUCAAAUAUUCACCAGACAAUGAGACAUUCUGCCUUGAAGGCAUGAGACACCCCGGGCUUUUAUUCCACCUCACACAAUCCAGAAAUUAAGACUGAACCUGGAGUAAAUUACAAUAACAGCUUUCGUCUUUAGACAGUGAUCCAGUGGUAAAAAAAUCUCUUUUAGUCUGUGACAUCACAAUGCAAACAGGCAAAUUUAAACAAAUAAUAACGGAAUAACAGAAAAUUAAUCUUACAUGAUAUAUUCAGCAUUUAUUCGCGCUGAAGACGAAAAGUUAAAAUAUCUCUCCAUACUCUGUCAUUGUAAAUGGUAGCCUACAACACCUCUUUGGUGUGUACAUAAUUAAAUUCUUUAGAUAAACUCAGUUCCAGUUUGGAAGCUUAAAAAGCAGACCUUUAAAGAUUAAAUCGCUCCAUUUAAAAUAAACCUCUAUCUCUUUAUCUCUUGGUUAAUCAGUCUGUAUUUUCUGAAACGUUAUCAAACUAUGAAAGUAGCCUGAGCAUUUCAGUAUGUUUGCCCACUUUGUCCAUGUCACGUGUCUUUUUUUCUUUUCCAAACACAGGGUUUUUAAAUAUCAGAAUAACUCGCCUGUCAACAGGCUGACCUAUGGGCAAUUUCUGUCUAUCAGUCAAGAAUAAUUUUGCAGAGAAGUACUGAAAACGUAGGCAUAUUUAAUACAUGUAAAUACUAUCUGACUGCAACUAUCUAUUCUCCCUCUUUUCGACUGCAAUAGCCAAAGUUUCUGACAAUAAAUGUUUAAGAGACGUAA
Molecule: messenger RNA, 1943 nt
Organism: Dicentrarchus labrax (European seabass)
Lineage: Eukaryota; Metazoa; Chordata; Actinopteri; Moronidae
Gene: hoxa13b
Product: homeobox A13b
Exons: 2
Coding region: 58-930 (290 amino acids)
Biological process (GO): regulation of transcription by RNA polymerase II
Molecular function (GO): RNA polymerase II cis-regulatory region sequence-specific DNA binding; DNA-binding transcription factor activity, RNA polymerase II-specific
Source: RefSeq, a predicted model, not a curated record